AUGACAGUAAUUCCAACAAAAUCAAAAAUAUUUUCGCUGAUGGAAGUUUCCUUUCACACUGACAUGUCUUCGUGUUGGAUUGUAAUUCACGACAAAGUGUAUGAUGUUACCAAUUUUUUGGACGAGCAUCCAGGAGGAAGAGAAAUCAUUUUAGAACACGCAGGUAUGGAUGCUACAACUGUGUUCCAAGACAUAAGCCAUUCGUUUGAAGCUCAAAAGAUUUUCUCUAGAUAUCAAAUUGGAGAACUAAGAGAGUUUUAUAAAGACAAAAUCUACAACUACAAGCCUAGACUUUGA
Pocillopora verrucosa is the source of this 297-nucleotide messenger RNA. Lineage: Eukaryota; Metazoa; Cnidaria; Anthozoa; Scleractinia; Pocilloporidae. The record is from RefSeq and is a predicted model, not a curated record.